AUGCCGUUCACCGAGGCUAACACAAAGCGUGUUGCUUCAUUAUUUAGACAGGCUUUGAGGACGGCGUUCGAUUCAUCGCUCAAAUUUGAUGCAUACAGAAGAGAGACAAUCAAGAUUAGACAACAGUUCGAAGCUGGAAGACAUGUUUCAGAUGUUAACGAAUUGGAGACGUUGAUCGAGAAAACCAGGGCCAAGCUCCAAGAGUGGAAACACCCUGACCCUUACAUUCCUCCUUGCAGACCUGGCGGUACGAAGUAUGAGAGAAACUUGCCUUCACCAAAGGGGGCUGUUAUCCCAGGCGAUUGGUAG
Molecule: messenger RNA, 309 nt
Organism: Candidozyma duobushaemuli
Lineage: Eukaryota; Fungi; Ascomycota; Pichiomycetes; Serinales; Metschnikowiaceae
Exons: 1
Coding region: 1-309 (102 amino acids)
Biological process (GO): mitochondrial electron transport, NADH to ubiquinone
Source: RefSeq, a predicted model, not a curated record